AUGGCGAUCCCUUUGGGGGCAUCGCUUAGUGAUCCACGUUUUGUGUCCGUUCAAAUACUUCAUGUAGUGAGUGCCUUCUUUUUGAUCAUGGCCAUGGUCCGCGUUGCGUUAGGCGUGUUGCUGCUCCUUUUCUCUCAUAGCGAAAACAUUUCAUACUUGAAGUUGCUUAGUCGUUGCUUCCACAUACCACUGCGUUCAUUGUUUAUGGUUCAUGUUGAGGACAUGGCUGAUGGGUCCGCCUCGCGGUUCUUUUUCAUGCACGUGAUGACUGCACUUGUGGUGUCCUACCCACUCGCACACACUAUACAACGCCGUAAAUUCGCACUAGACUUUGCUUUCACAACCUAUGUCAUCUAUUUUUUCUUCUGCUGCUUGGUGGGAUGGCGAGUAACGGGCGGUGGCUUUGCGUGGUGGUUGUCAGUGGUGUCGGGGUUUGGCAUAACAUGCGGCAUGACAGCUGUCAUUUGUAGGCGUCGCGAAUUGCAGGACAUCAUCCUCGCAUCAUCACCCGUGACGUCCCGCGCUGUUGGGGGAAAUGGGGCAUACAGAGCAAGGGAAAAUGUUGGAAACCCUGCGAAAACGUCUGUUGAGAGGUCUGCCUUGCUAAAUUCUGGUCAAACCGACAGCGUCCCCACUCGUGCGGCAUGGCGCAAUGAUUUGGUGUGA
This is a messenger RNA of Trypanosoma brucei brucei TREU927, 666 nucleotides long. RefSeq lists its product as hypothetical. The record is from RefSeq and is a predicted model, not a curated record. Bases 1 to 666 code for a protein of 221 amino acids. NCBI's taxonomy places the organism in Eukaryota, Euglenozoa, Kinetoplastea, Trypanosomatida, Trypanosomatidae. The transcript has a single exon. Gene Ontology annotation, cellular component: trans-Golgi network; Golgi membrane. Gene Ontology annotation, biological process: Golgi to endosome transport; Golgi to plasma membrane protein transport; protein localization to Golgi apparatus.